Messenger RNA from Naegleria fowleri, 300 nucleotides. RefSeq lists its product as uncharacterized. NCBI's taxonomy places the organism in Eukaryota, Heterolobosea, Eutetramitea, Acrasida, Naegleriidae. The coding region runs from base 1 to 300 and encodes 99 amino acids. The record is from RefSeq and is a predicted model, not a curated record. The transcript has a single exon.
AUGGACUCGCUCGCUUCUUUUGUUCCAGUGAGCACUCUUGUGAACAAAGCUCUGGAUCGGAAAUAUUCAGAAAAGACCAACAUGGAGACUCAAUUUCAAAAUAUGGUCAUUCAACUCGAAACAUUGAUUGAAAUUUUUGAAAAGUUCGAUACCAAUAACCGACCAGUCAUUUACCAAUAUUACAAUCCAAUGAAUGAAAAACCGUUUUUCACAGCAUUUAAAUUGCAUAAACAUCAAGAAGAUCCAGCUGUCAAAAUUUCCGAUUCGACCUUUGUGUUAAUUGAUGUGCUUUCGCUGUGA